Molecule: messenger RNA, 984 nt
Organism: Gongylonema pulchrum
Lineage: Eukaryota; Metazoa; Nematoda; Chromadorea; Rhabditida; Gongylonematidae
Source: the annotation of a GenBank genome assembly
AUGAUUGAGCUACGCGCCCGAAAUGCAAGAAACAACGGCGAGCACCGCACUCGACGGGAGAGAACGAAAGGCGCCGAAAAGGUGAUAAUCGAAAGGAAGUUGAAGCCUGGUGAUAAUCUCAACAAAAUAUCUCUGCAGUAUUCGGUUUCGAUUUCGGAUUUAAAACGAGCCAAUAACAUUGUUUCGGAGCAAGAUAUCUACGCACUGCCGUUCAUCAAAAUUCCUGUGAGCAGAUUACGAGUCGACUUAGAUUCUGCACAGCAAAACGAGAACGAUUCUUAUACCGGUGAGCCGGUGAUAAUCGAAAGGAAGUUGAAGCCUGGUGAUAAUCUCAACAAAAUAUCUCUGCAGUAUUCGGUUUCGGUUUCGGAUUUAAAACGAGCCAAUAACAUUGUUUCGGAGCAAGAUAUCUACGCAUUGCCGUCCAUCAAAAUUCCUGUGAGCAGAUUACGAGUCGACUUAGAUUCUGAACAGCAAAACGAGGACGAUUCUUGUACCGGUGAGCCGGUUCCGGAAGAAUUUGCCGAUGACAGGCCUCUUCUUGGUAGCGGCAAUCAUUCGGACAAAAGUGUAGACGAGUUGUUCGAAAAGACAGAUGCCACAAUAGCCCAGGUGCGAAACAAUUUACCCGUUGAUACCGUCGAUGGUGCUUUUCAUUUCGUGGAUGCGAGCUCUCCGGACACUACAUUCAGGGGACUUUGGCUUGUACUGCCUCUUCUUGCUAGUGGCAAUCAUUCGGACAAAAGUGUAGAUGAGUUGUUCGAGAAAACAGAUGCCACAAUAGCCCAGGUGCGAAGCAAUUUACCCGUUGAUACCGUCGAUGGUGCUUUUCAUUUCGUGGAUGCGAGCUCUCCGGACACUACGUUCAGGGGACUUUGGCUUGUGCUGUUCUUCGUUAUUUUUCUUUUUAUAUUUGUGCCACUGUUGCUGACAUUUGUGGAGGAAGAGCAAACGGAGGAACAUGUUGCCAAGAAAAUCUCCUAA